Ictalurus furcatus (blue catfish) is the source of this 2703-nucleotide messenger RNA. Its product is annotated as myelin-associated glycoprotein. The transcript is spliced from 13 exons. The coding region runs from base 131 to 2113 and encodes 660 amino acids. The record is from RefSeq and is a predicted model, not a curated record. Lineage: Eukaryota; Metazoa; Chordata; Actinopteri; Siluriformes; Ictaluridae.
UAGUUGGAAAACAGUUUCCACUUUAAAACUGAAACCAUCAAGGCAUGACCAUGGAAAGACAUUAACAUGCACCGCUCAAACUACAGAGAGAGAGACUUCAGAUCAUGUUACUUUAAAAGUAAAAAGGGGGAUGCAUUCACUGGACUGGACAUAUACAAUGCCCAGCAAGAUCACAGGUCUCCAGGGCUCCUGCCUGGUCAUUCCAUGCAGCUUUGAUUUCAAAGCAGAAAAACAUAGCAAUGUUAAGGUGAAAUGGUACCUAUACUCUACAACAGAGUACCCUUUAGUGUAUGGCCCAGAUAAUGAGGAUGUCCUCAGCAAAUUCAAUGGCAAGACAAGACUAUACGGAUUGCCUAGUGAGAAAAAUUGCAGUUUGGAAAUAAAGCAACUUGAUAUGCUCCAUAAUGGGGAUAGACUGUAUCCCUGGAUUGAUCCAAAACCAGUUCAGUCAUUUCACAAGGAAAAUUACUAUGACAAAUCUAUUGAACUCCAAAUAACAGAACAAGCCCUUAAACCAAAACUAAAAAUUACUGGCGUACCAAGAGUGGGAGAGCAAGUCACAGUGUCCUGUAGUGUCCUGCAUACCUGUCCGCCCAAUCCUCCAAGUCUGUCUGUGGGGAAAGCACUUGGGACUGACAUCACUGUACACACUCCAGUAGAGAAUGGCUUUUGGGAAACCAUCAGGGUUCACUCAUUUAUAAUUAAGGAAGAGGAGCAAACUGUUACAUGUAAAGCCACAUUCCAUAGUGGACAGACAUCAGAAGCACAAAUCAAUCUCAAUGCUCAGUGUACCUAUAAGGAUAUAACCAUUGAUCCUGAGGUGGCUGAUGUUGUGGAGGGUGUUGGGAAUAACUUUACGUGCACAGUUUUCCAUUCCUGCAAGGGUCAGCCUCCAGUUUUCACCUGGAACUACAAAGACAUGCCAGACACUGUGGGGACUAAAAAAGGCCCAUCAUUAACCUGGGCCACCUACUCCAAUGCAUUAUAUAUAGCUUCAAUGGAGGAUGAUGGCAAGAAACUGACUUGCACUGCAACAUUUCCUGGUGGAAAGAUCACAACUUCCAUUGUUUUACAGGUUCAAAGAUACGUGCCAAAAGUGGUGGAUCCAUUUGAGAAUGACACUGUCCAUGUUUUCGAGGCAAAUGUCGCGCCUAGGAUCAGUGCUUUGACCCGCUCCUGUGUAGUGAUACCCUGUACUUUCCAGACUGGUGACAAAUUCAUUCCGCGCCUUCGAGGUCUGUGGUACACCAGUGAGGGCAAAUAUGUUUACCACACUGGACAAUCCAAUGUUAUGGACAACUUUAAGGGCCGCACAAAGCUUCUGGGGAAUCCAGAUGACAAGAACUGCACUUUAGAAAUUGAUAAUGUUCAAGCUCAUGACAACGGGCCAUUCUGUUUCCGUGCGGAAAAAGGCAACGAUAAGUACAGCUUCAACCACAGCUGUGUGUUCAUCAUCAUGAAAGCAUCUCCAGACAAGCCUGUGAUAUCGGCUCUUCCUGAGAAGAUGGAGCCAGGAAAGCGAUUCACAAUAAACUGUUCUGUCAAUCAUACAUGUUCCUCAUAUCCCCCAACUAUCACAUGGAAUGUUCCGGCUGCCAGAGAAGUGGUGAGCCACAUGGAGAGAAGUGCAGGCAAAUGGGAAACAACCUCCACAAUUACUUUCAUCCCAACAGGCUAUGAAGAAGUAGAAAAUCUCAUUUGUCGAGCCUCUUUCAGGAAGGGAAAGUACGAAGAUAGCUCAACCUUACUGAGUGUGAAACGAUUUGAAGGACUGGGUAUGGACAGCAUAGGACUUUAUAUAAUUCUGCCUUUGUUUACAUUAUUGCUUUUUUGUAUUGUUGCGGGAAUCAUUUGUAGAAGAAGAAUCCAGAAGAAAACUAGUGAUGAACCAACAACUGAAAGAAGAAGAGGUCCAGUGACCAGUACAGAUCUGACAGUGCAGUACAAAGUAAACAAUGUCAGUGCAGCAGCCACAUCUGCAGGAUAUUCAGACCCCCACUUUCCAUCACCAAAGAGUGAACCAAAGUGCUACAUAUCAGGUGGUGGUAACUUAGCACAUUAUGAUGAUGAUUACACCAACACUGCAGAUUUCAAAAGGCAUCGGAAAAUGUAAUCAUGACAGGGGAGUCUAUGCAGAAGGAGUGAAAUACUAUUGUUUUUUUCUAUAAGACUUGGCUAGUUUGGAUCUUAUGCAGUUUUUAAGAGUAUUGUUUUUUUGUAGGAUAAUAUUAAGACAAAGCAAUGGUUACUGUAGCAGGUGUUUUGUGAUGGCAGAUAAAAUAGGAAAAGAAUGAAAUGAUAUUGAGAUACUGAGAAUAAGAAGAUAUUUCAAUGUAUGUUAUUCAUUUUGUUUUCAGAUGUCCUGUAUGUAUGAGUGUUGACAAGGUAUAAAUAUAAUAUACAUCAUUAAUAUACACAAUUUUAUAGCAUAUUGCCUCUGACAGCUUCUUUCUGUAUUAUGUUAUAUACACGUGGAAUGAGAUUGUGUGCUGAAUAAAAAUUGGAAUAUUAGUUAGUGGCUAAUUGAAUUAUUCACUCACAGUAAAAAAAAAAAUUAUUCAUACAUAAUAUGAUUUAUAUUACUUUUAUGAUAAUAUUACAGUGUUUAACAAAUUUACAAAUUACCACCACAUCCAUGUCAAACAUGUAGAUGCUUGCAGUACAUAUAUAAGAAUCAUGGUGAUGGUGCAUAUCAGGGGUUAG